AUGUGUUCUUGGGGAAUAUCCACCCUCCUUUGGCCCAGCCGAUCUGGGACCUUCAGCCGCGACUACGUCUCAUACGGCGUCCGCACCAGCUCAUCCAACCGUCGUCAGAGCUACAGCCGACCAGCCCCUCUGUCCUAUUCCGUCGGUGUCAAUUCUGGGUCCAGCGCUUACUACGGAUCCCGAUACCACCCAUCGUCCUCUUCGCGCACCGUCUCGGGCGACCCGUGGACACCGCCGCCGCGGGUAGCCUCAUUUGUGCCGAGCCAGGGCCAGAGUCAGAGUCAGAGCUGUCGCAGCUCACGUAGCCACCAGGGAUAUACGUCCAGCUACCGAACUGCGGCCGACGCCUUCCGCCACAGCAGCUGUGAUCCCGUUCCGUCCGCCGAGCCGUCGAGGCGGCAUUCCGGACAGAAGCAUGUCCGCUUUGCCAACAACGUCGAGGGCUCCUAUCUGAGUGGCAGCCAUCGUUCGAAGAAAGAGGACCAGGACCGGAGCCGUCACCACCGGCGUCGUGGCGAGGAUGAAGACUAUUAUGGGCGGUCCAGCAGCGGCCGAGAGCACCGUGGCCACAGCCGCCACGAGCAGACCGGCCACGACAACACCUACUAUGAUGCUUAUGAACGGUCACCACGCGCUGCGAUCCAGCGGCGAAAUAGCGCCCGGAUCGAGGAUGCUAGCCUCGAGGAUACGCAACGACGGGCAAGCAAGCACAGCCGGGCGGGUGGCUCGCGUCGUGUCGAGGUGGAGGUGAGGUACUCGUGA
Grosmannia clavigera kw1407 is the source of this 762-nucleotide messenger RNA. RefSeq lists its product as uncharacterized. The record is from RefSeq and is a predicted model, not a curated record. The coding region runs from base 1 to 762 and encodes 253 amino acids. The transcript has a single exon. Lineage: Eukaryota; Fungi; Ascomycota; Sordariomycetes; Ophiostomatales; Ophiostomataceae.